Messenger RNA from Suillus discolor, 2267 nucleotides. RefSeq lists its product as uncharacterized. Bases 103 to 2055 code for a protein of 650 amino acids. The transcript has a single exon. The record is from RefSeq and is a predicted model, not a curated record. NCBI's taxonomy places the organism in Eukaryota, Fungi, Basidiomycota, Agaricomycetes, Boletales, Suillaceae.
AUAUACUAAUUCCAAGACAGUGGGUUCGAACGAUUAUAGUCAAGACUAUAGCUUUGAGGAUGAUGGGUCAGUCUUCGGCUGUUCCCUUAUGGGUGUAUACUUAUGGUUCGCCGAUCAAUCUCUCCCGACAGAUAUGAUGAGGACUCUGAAGAUGGGAUCGUCGACGAAACUGAUGAGCUUCUUUUUGGCGACGAAGACGAACACCCCAACUCACCAUCACAUGUUCCUGCAUCUUAUCCUCGGUCUUCCCCACCGCCACAGAAUACUUCCCCUGUGUCGUCUUCCACGUCGGAGGAAGAAGAUGAAGAUGAAGUCCUCGAGAUGCGUGUUAGGCAUGCUAACUCCGGGGCCAUGCUACCUCCCCGAUCAUCCUCGCAUUCUUCUUCAUCGACCUCCUCCUCUUCCUCGCGGUCCCGUCCACCCAAAGCUCGUUCCGCGUCGUAUACGCAUCACACGAAUGGUUCCUCGGUCCAUCAUAGACGAACCACUGCCGGUGCCAUCAUGCACACGCACAGUUCAGACAAGGAGCUUGUCACUAUCGCGCUCAUUGCACCAACUAUCUUGAAGACUAGGGCGGAAGAGGAUGAGCACUACCCGUAUACCCAUUCCCAUGGUUAUCCUCAUCCACCUUCAAGUGACAAGUGGUAUGCCUACGGUGGGCAGGAGUCACCCGUGGAGCUUGUUUACGUACCCACAAGCUAUAUUUGUGCGGACAUUGACGGUGUAGACGGCGACGGGGUGGUCGACGACAUGAUGGCCGAGCGAUAUCAUAAGAGCUUGAAACCAGCCCAGUUUUUCGACCGCCCUAUCGUCGCAUCUCCACUUCCGGAUGAGGAUGUACCAAUGAAGGAGGUUGAUACUCGCACAUACUUUGAGCAGCAGGAACUUGUCGAGCCUGGGGCUGAAGGCCCAGAGAGCGGACUCCGCUCCUCCCACGGUGGCACAAGGAACAUUCCUAUUGUGCAGAAUUUUGGGCGAAUUGGGCGACCUGAAGUCGUCGUGAGCUCUGAGGAUACCUCUGGAGAACGUUUAUCGCGUUCCGGCUCAAGAUCUCGUUCCAGAUCAAAAUCUCACUCCAGGUCUCGCACACCAUCGCCUUCGUUGGCAUCCAUACAGAUGCCUCCCCAAAGUACAGCAGUCCCUGUACCCAGGUCUAGCUCGUUUUCCUCCCCAUCCGGAUUGCUUCAGCCACCUGACGCGCCUCGUGGCCGGUCUGCGUCGUCAUCGACAUUGUCCUCACAGGCCGAGGGGCAGCAGGCACGAGGACGGAGUAUCACGCGGACAUCUUCGUUCUCAGAUCGUGACAGUGAGAGUACGGAAAGCUUUGGGAACCUCAGCCCUGACGGUGGUUUUGGACUGGCAAUCGGAAUUGGCAGUGCUUAUGUAGGUGGACGAGAUCGGGACGCGCGCAGCGAUCGCCAAAGGGAGGGAGUCGUACGCAUUGUGGAGCGAGGUCGGGAUCGUGUUGGGCGCCGAACAAAUUCGAAUUCGGGCUCGGGUUCAAGUCUGAGCCCAGAGGAUCCACGGGUACCUACUGUGGUUACAGCCCCACCAGGGUCACCGAAGAAGAAGUUCACCUCUGCGUCAUCCUCGUCUUCUGAUUCUUCAACGAUAUCAGCUGUUUCGGUGUCGACUAUGCGCCCGCCAUCUCGGCUUGUGUUGGACACGGAGCCUAGUACGCAGACUGAUUUGACUGAAGCUGCUUCUGCCUCUGCCACUUCUGUAUCAUCCUCGUCUACAGUCAUACCCCCUACACCUAAUCAAGCGCAGGCAAUCAAAGAAGAGCAAGAGUGCAUCUCGCGACAACCUACGCCUGCCAACUCACCCAUCCUGACUAUGCGCCCGGCCUUUCCCUCCCCGAAAUCUCAUUCCACUGCGAGCUCGUCACGGCAUGAUCGUAAGCUGUCGGCUGGUACGUCGAGAAGUCCUACAAGGGCCGACGAUCGACAGCAGGGUGGUCUCGUUGAGCGCGCUGUCGAGAUCAUGUCGAACGCAGGUGCCUUCCUAAAUUCCUUCUGGCAUAGUGGCGCACAAGCGAGCGUUGCCGCGCCGUGAUUCUCGUUUCGAAGUCUGGAGCCGCCAAACGUCAAUGCGCCACCCACGGCAAGCACAACAUGUCAAUCCCCUCCGUCUCCCCCAACUUUGACGCCUAAUCACAUGAUUUACUUAUAACCGGUAUUUUGGAACUAUUUCAUCUUCGCUGGGUCUCAUUGUCCAUCGCUCGUGGUUUUUCGCGUCUUCUCUUCUAUCUUGGCUCUCCGUUGUGU